This is a messenger RNA of Brienomyrus brachyistius, 3169 nucleotides long. RefSeq names its product TraB domain containing 2A (gene trabd2a). The coding region runs from base 855 to 2354 and encodes 499 amino acids. Gene Ontology annotation, molecular function: metalloendopeptidase activity. The record is from RefSeq and is a predicted model, not a curated record. The transcript is spliced from 7 exons. Lineage: Eukaryota; Metazoa; Chordata; Actinopteri; Osteoglossiformes; Mormyridae. Gene Ontology annotation, biological process: negative regulation of Wnt signaling pathway. Gene Ontology annotation, cellular component: membrane.
GACAGUGAUGCUCACACAACUUCUCAAAGUCCAGUGUUGCAGCCUUAGCCUGGGAUGAAAACGGACAUAAGAAAUAACGGAGCGGGUAUUUUACGCUCUCCUUUAAGAACUUUGACCAGAAAGAGGAGAUCAACGACCUGGCUAAUAUCACGUCAGGAGAGGCAAUAAGGAAUUCGGGGUUAAGAAACACUUUAUGCUGGAAGUGCACCAUGCUGUUUUAUUGUCACUUUUUUGUUACAUUAAGGUGCCUUUGUAAUUUGCCAGCGGACAACACAAUCUAAAACGUCUUUUAGUAUUAUUUAAUUAUUCUUGUUACUCAAUUUUAGAAUUAUACUCGUAAUUAGUAACAGUCUGUCAAAGGAUCACCGUACGGAUGCAUUUCGGGCGCUCUCCCCCACAGUGUUUUCUCUCGCUCUGCUGAUCUGGGAAUCACAAUGUGAUUUCAGGAGACCCCUUUCUGAGGCCGGACCAAUGACAAUACAAAGUUGGAAACGGGAGUAGAGAUUGUUAAAGUUACUUAGAUGUAGUUGCCCUGCAAGUCUCGCCGAACGCUUGCCUCGAAAAGCAUGCAUGUUUAGCCAUGAUUCACAGAGCUGCGCUUUCGCAUUUUCAAUCACAUGUUGCGGCAAGGAAGCACAUUGUUCCCUUUUAAAGGCAUAGUGUAUUCCAUCAACGGGAUUUUUAAGUCAUCGGAAAAUUACUGAUAAUUUCAUAAGUUCUAAAAACUGAGCGGUAUCCUACCAGGAUGGCGGAUCUACUUCAAGACGUUUCCGAAGUGACACGUUCUGUGAGUUAAGUGCCGAUUCCUGCAGAACAGUGUGAGGAAACUCGGGAAAGACACUCGCGGAGCUACGAUGCGGCUCGCUUGGGGCGCAUGCAUUCAAGCUCUUCUCAUCUUGCUGGUAAAUGCGAAGCAGAGGCCACCCCGAGAAAGAACCCACUGUCAACUUAACAGAAAACAAAGUGAUUUGAACUCAUUCCUGUGGACCAUUAAAAGGGACCCCCCCUCCUUCUUUUUCGGCACCAUCCAUGUCCCGUACACCCGGGUGUGGGACUUCAUCCCGGACAAUUCCAAGCGAGCCUUCGAGGAGAGCAGCGUGGUUUAUUUUGAGCUGGACCUGACAGACCCCUCCACCAUCGCUGACCUGGCCCGCUGUCAGAUGCUGCCCCGCGGGGGACACCUGCGCGAUGUGCUGCCCGGUGACCUCUAUGGCCGGCUCAAGCGCCACCUGGAGUACGUCAGGUUAAUGUUGCCCUCCUGGAUGACGCCGGCCCAGCGUGGGCGGGGCUUGUAUGCAGAGUACCUGUUCAACGCCAUGGCUGGCGACUGGGAACGCAAACGGCCCGUGUGGGUCAUGCUGAUGGUGAACGGACUGACGGAAGCCGACGUCCGCUCCCGGGGAGCCCCUGUGCUCGACCUUUACCUGGCGCAGGAAGCCGAGCGCACCAGGAAGAGGACGGGAGCUGUGGAAACGGUGGAGGAGCAGUGCCACCCACUGAAUGGACUCAGUUUGUCCCAGGUGAUCUUUGCUCUGAACCAGACCCUGCUGCAGCAAGAGAAGCUGCGGGAGGGGGCAGUCGUGCACGUGCCUUAUACCACCGACGAUCUCAUUCAGCACUACAACUGCGGAGAUCUCAACGCUGUUAUCUUCAACCACGACACAUCCCAGGUUCCCAACUUCAACAAUGCCUCCCUGCCCCCCAACGAGCGCACGGCAGCCCAGGAGAUCGACAGCUACUUCCGACGGGAGCUCAUCUACAAGCGCAAUGAACGCAUGGGCCUCAGGGUACAAGCCCUACUGGAGAACAACCCAGGAAAAAGCUUCUUCUUUGCCUUUGGGGCCGGUCACUUUCUGGGCAAUAAUACAGUGAUCGAUGUGCUACGCAGUCAAGGCUACGAAGUGGAACACACACCUGCAGGGGAGCCGAUUUACAGAGACAGGCCCCCCCGCUGGCCCUCUUUCCCCUUCCAUGGGCCACUGUCCAUGAACGAAGAGCUGGAAGCUCCCCUUAUCCCGGAGCUGGUCCUCCACGAGCAGCAGGAGCGCCCCCUGGAGGUAGAGAAGGGCCACCAUCCACCCAGAAAGAAGCUGCGCGGCAAGCCAAGGAAAGCAAGCAGGCGGCAAUUCAGCGAUCUGUGGGUCCGUCUGGGGGACAGGUCUACAGAAGACCCGCCUACGCCUCCACUGGUCCAUGUUAUAAAUGGCUACAUCACGGUCCAGCCUCAUCUCCAUGGUUACAGAAGAGGCAGUCAAGAUCGUAUGCUAGUGAACUCCACCCCCAUCCUCUCCCUGUCUGCUGUCUCUUUGUCAUUGACAAUAAGCACUCAAAUAAUAAUGCUGGCACUGUGUUAGUACACACAGUGAAACGGGGUCCCAACGAUGGGUGGGAUCAUCAUCCUGUCAAUCAGACUGAUUUUAACCAAUGGUUGGUCUUUGUUUUGUAGAAAGACCUGUUGGAUAUACAGUGCCCAAUAACCUCAUCCGUCAUUGACUUUGCACUCUUAGCUCUCUCUGUCCCUAGUUCACGCAUCGGAUUACAUCUAUGUGCAUGUGAUACGGUGUCAUGGGGGUGUGACACUAAUCAGCCUAGAAUGCAUGGAAACAAACUCAACAUCUCUUUAACCUUUAACCCCCUGAGGAAUGUGGUUAACACUCCACAGCAGUAUGAGCUCCAUGUACACAUAUAUACCAAUACUUAUGAAUGUGCUAUAGAUGUAAUUAGAAGACUUUACAUGGAAUGGUAUUAAAAUCCAGUUGGGUCCAGGCUACAGUCACCCAGAAGCACUGAAGUCACAUUAAACAAGCAGAUCUGUGAGAAAAGAGGCUAAUUAGCUGCUGCAAAUGAACUGGAGACGAUCCAAAUUCUGGAAAACUUUCCGCUGCCCCCGUGUGUUCAGACACCUUUUAUUUUCGUAAAAUAUGCCAAUGUAAUUUAUUUAACUAUAUAGUGUUAGAUAAUCAAGAAGUAUUGUUUAUUGUGAAAGUUACAACAAGUCUUGUAACUUUACCAGGACAAUGUGCCCUAUAUCUUACAUUUUCAGUUUUGUGGAACAGGACAGGUAUUUAUGUCUAAUGAACAAUAAUAUGUGAAUGUUACAUUUUGGUAUAUUGUUGGCAAAAAAAAAAAAAGCUUUGGAAUAAAGUCUAUCUGCCGCAGAUUCCAAGGG